ACCACCUUCAUCGCUCCUCGAAAGCUUCAACACCGAUCGCAAGAAACGAUUCGCUCGGCCGCUUCCCAUGACGGCGACGGCAGAGAUCUUCGUCGUCACCGGGCCGGGCCAGGGCCACCUCCACCCUUGCAUGGAGCUCUGCCUCCACCUCACCCGCCGCAGCUACCUCACCACCCUCGUCAUCCCCUCCCAUCUCUCCUCCGCCAUCCCUCCCUCCUUCGCCUCCAACCCCCUCGUCGCCGUCGCCCAGAUCGCCGGCUCCUCCGGCCCUCCCAUGCACGUCUCCGACCCGCUCAAUCAGCCCGCCGGCCGGGAUCUCUCGGCCCACCUGGAGAAACGGACGGCCGGUAGCGAGCCGCUGCGUGUGGUGUGCGCGGUCGUGGAUUUCCAGGUGGGGUGGACCAGGGAAGUGUUCUGGAAGUUCGACGUCCCGGUGAUCAGCUUCGUCACCUUCAGCGCCUGCGCAGCGGCCAUGGAGCUAGGCGCGUGGAGGGCGCAGGCGGGCGACGUCCGUCCCGGCGAAGCUCGCUUGAUUCCGGGGCUGCCCGAAGAAAUGGCCAUCGUGUAUUCCGAUCUUAAAAGGAAGCCCUUCGGUCCUCCUCGAGGCGGCCCGGCAGGUCCGGGACCGAGGCCAGGAGGUGGCGGAGGCGGGCCGCCGAAGCCUGGCGGCCGGCCGCCCUGGGUCCCGGAGGUCGAGGGCUCGAUCGGGCUCAUGUUCAACUCGUGCGCCGACCUGGAGCGGCCUUUCCUCGACUACAUGGGGGACCAGAUGAAGAUGCCGGCCUGGGGCGUCGGCCCGCUCCUGCCCGAGCAGUACUGGAAGACGUCCGGUGACUCGCUGAUCUCGGACCGCGCGAUCCGGCAGCACAGUCGCGAGUCGAACUGCACGGAGGACGAGGUGAUCCAGUGGCUGGACAGCAAGCCGCCGCACUCGGUCCUGUACGUGGCGUUCGGCAGCGAGGUGGGCCCGGACGAGGAGGAGCUGGCGCAACUGGCCGCGGCGCUGGAGGAGUCGACCCGGGCCUUCAUAUGGGUCAUCGGGUCCAAGUCCGGAGGGCACUUCUCGGACGGCAUGGAGAGCAGGGUUGGGGACAGGGGCCUGAUCAUAAGAGGGUGGGCGCCGCAGCUCCUGAUCCUUAGCCACCCGUCGACGGGCGGGUUCCUGUCGCACUGCGGGUGGAACUCGACGGCGGAGGCAAUCGGGCGUGGGGUCCCGCUGCUGGCAUGGCCGAUCCGGGGCGAUCAGCACUACAAUGCCAAGCUGGUGGUGAGCCAUCUCAAGAUUGGGUACAGAGUGGCCGAGGAUCUGUCGCGGGUGGUGAAGAAGGACGAGAUAGCGAAGGGGAUCGAGAGCCUCAUGUCCGAUGAGGAGAUGCACGAGAGAGCAGCUUCGAUCAAGGCCAAGUUCGGGCAUGGUUUCCCGGCGAGCUCGGAGAGUGCAUUCGAUGCUUUUAGAGAUUUUAUUAACCAGAGGCUUUGAACGAGUUCUGUUGUAAUUGGAUCUUUUGGCCAUGUAACCAUGAAAUUUCACCUUAGUUCUGCUUGCAAAA
This is a messenger RNA of Syzygium oleosum, 1550 nucleotides long. RefSeq names its product probable UDP-glucosyl transferase 73B6. The transcript has a single exon. Gene Ontology annotation, molecular function: UDP-glycosyltransferase activity. The record is from RefSeq and is a predicted model, not a curated record. NCBI's taxonomy places the organism in Eukaryota, Viridiplantae, Streptophyta, Magnoliopsida, Myrtales, Myrtaceae. The coding region runs from base 68 to 1480 and encodes 470 amino acids.